AUACUUACAUAACCUAACCUGUACACAAAAUGUAACGUUUAUCCUUUAAUCCCAAUUUUCCCAAUUAACCCAAAACGAUUCUCCUCCGAACAUGAAACUACUCAAAAACAAUGGACCCACGGACGAAUUCGACAAAAGAACCGGACACGUCGACCGAAAAACCGCUAUUCAAAGAUGAUUUAAAGUUUUUAAUUGUGCCCAUAGUUGUGAUUGUGGUUGUGAUGUUGCUCUCGAUUUUGGUGUACCUGAUGGUCAAACGACGCAGGAUGAACGUGUUGAAGCAUCACCUUUUGCACCUGUACGAUUUGGAUUCCAACGAAGAGGAUCAGUGGGACCAUUUGAACAGUUACGAGAACCCGCACUAUGGUUCUAGCGAUUAUACAACGGUUUUCUGAUUUUCUUGAGACAGUAUUAUUACCAAAAAAUAUAUAUUUUCUUGCCUAUUUCUAUUUUAUAUUUGUCGAAUUUGAAAUUGAAAGCUUUAAUAUGAAGAACAGGGUAUAAAAAGGAGUAAUUUAUUAUGAUAAGUGUUUGUACAUAUUGUAUUUCAUUAUUAUUUUACUUUAUACAAUAAUUAUAUUUUAAUAGUAUUAAAUAAAUAUACACAACUAUA
Aethina tumida (small hive beetle) is the source of this 613-nucleotide messenger RNA. RefSeq lists its product as uncharacterized. The coding region runs from base 111 to 395 and encodes 94 amino acids. NCBI's taxonomy places the organism in Eukaryota, Metazoa, Arthropoda, Insecta, Coleoptera, Nitidulidae. The transcript is spliced from 2 exons. The record is from RefSeq and is a predicted model, not a curated record.